UCUACGUGUGGCUUUCGACCGCCUGGGCAAAUUACACAUCCGUUCCUGGUCGCUAAACGGCGACCAGCACGUGCUGAUGCCUACCAGCAGGAGUUGAAAGCUGUACCGCGAGAUCCCAAACGCCCAGCGGAUCCUCUAUCCUCGCACAGGCCGUGGUUCACAUUGCAGUAUGCGAAGCUAUAUACUGCGUAUGUCAACAUGUUUCUGGAU
Molecule: messenger RNA, 210 nt
Organism: Cladophialophora carrionii CBS 160.54
Lineage: Eukaryota; Fungi; Ascomycota; Eurotiomycetes; Chaetothyriales; Herpotrichiellaceae
Exons: 1
Source: RefSeq, a predicted model, not a curated record